AUCCGCAACUUGUGCUAGACGGGCCUCCCGUUUGCCGCUUUAACGGGAAUUUCUCGGGAAGCUGCGGUGGGCUAUUCGGCCACGGACGUCCUCAACCUCCGUUUUCUCUUUGCUUCCCCUAAUCGCCACACGGUGCCGUCUCGUUGGAGCGUUGAGGGCUGGGGGUGACGGACUAUGUCCACCUCACCCCCUGAGUCUCAGCCCUGACAGCUGUCCGUGUCAGUGUGUCUCUCCGUGUCGGUGCCAUGUUUCGGGUCAUGUCAUGCGAAGGGUCUGGGUUUUCCGGGUCGAGGUUCUCAACAAUGGGCGCAAACACCUGGUGGAUCGAAGAUACCGAGACUUCCAGGCUCUACAUAAAAAGUUAAAAAAGACAACUAAAACACCAGACUUCCCCACAAAGAGAGGUCUGAAUCGAAGACCCAAAGCCCUGGAACAGAAGAGGUCAGGAUUGGAGGCAUAUUUACAGGGUCUUGUGUGUGAAUGUGACAAUUGGACCUUGUCCCAGGAAAUCCUUGACUUCCUCAACAUCAAACACAUUCCGGUCGGAAAGCCGACUAAUACAGUGAGUGCCCUGGAUCAACUUGACCUGCAGAACUACAGGUUCUUUUGUCACCAGGUGGCCAGCUUCACAAAGAAUGCGUUUUCUCAACCAAGCCCAGCAGGUCUUCUCCCGAAUGUGAUUGUGAUGGGUGUUCUUCAAGGGUUGUACCUCACUGAUCCUGACUCUGAAAUCCUCAAUGGAGGGGGCUGUUCAGGAAUGAUGGAACUGCACAUUGCUGGACCUGAAAGUAUUGUUUGAUGGUUUUCUACAAGUUACUGUGAAAUUAGUUGUGUGUGUGUGUGUGUGUGUGAGAGAGAGAGAGAGAGAGACUUCCUCUUUUGGUGAAUGCUAUUAAAUUCAUCCCUUUCUUUCUGUAACAUUAGUGAGGGUUAACUGUCCCACAGUUCCUGGAGUUAACUGGUUAAUGAUCUGAUGGGUUGUGCACCUCAUAUCACAGCUGAGAUGAGUCAUUUUCAUCUGACUUACUGCAGAGGCCGUACGAACUUGGUUGACCAAUCCACUCUGGUAUCCUCCACCGACGAAAAUAUGAUGUGGUUUCUGCUUCAAGACAUGUUUGUAACGUUGUAUUGUCCUAGACUUGAAUGUUUGCUGGGAACAGUUUAUUUUCAGGUUAAAAUCACCUUUGACACAGUGUGGGGGAAGCACUUUAUUAAAUAAAAGUUUGCAAAAGAG
This is a messenger RNA of Stegostoma tigrinum, 1234 nucleotides long. RefSeq names its product sorting nexin-24-like. The coding region runs from base 263 to 799 and encodes 178 amino acids. The transcript has 7 exons. The record is from RefSeq and is a predicted model, not a curated record. Lineage: Eukaryota; Metazoa; Chordata; Chondrichthyes; Orectolobiformes; Stegostomatidae. Gene Ontology annotation, molecular function: phosphatidylinositol phosphate binding.